AUGUAUAGGAAAAAGAAGAUCGAAUCUCCUCCAAAUGGGGUUCAACCUAUCCAUAUCUGUGUUCCUGGUCCGUUCCCAUAUCAAAACACCAAGGUAGUGCCUUGGAGGUAUGAAACGAAUGCGUAUGUGGAUGGAAAAGAAAUUCAAAUCCCUGACACUGAUAUUGUUAAUAUAACUUGGACAGGAGGCAUGUCUCGUAGUGGUUAUGUAUUUGCUCCGAAGUACACUCCUAGGGUGUCUCCAUCACCCACAAUUGUCCCUCCUAAGGAGAAGGUAUUUCCUCCACCUUCUUCGCAGGCAGGGGCAUCUGCACCUGCCACUCCGAUCAUGACAAUUGUUCCAGCGGUGAUAAAGGUUAUUCCCGAUAAAGCUGUAGAAUCUAAAACUUCCAAAGGAAAAAGGCUGAUGAUUGAAGAUGAACAGGUUGAAGGUCGUAAGAAAGGAAUCUCUGUUGAGGAAGGCCAAAAAUUCCUCAAAUUGAUCAAGAAGAGUGACUUCAAAAUUGUUGAUCAGUUGGGUCAGACUCCCUCCAAAAUAUCCAUAUUGUCUUUACUCAUAAGUUUUGUGGCUCACCGUAAAGCAUUGUUAAAAGUCUUGAAUAUUGAUCACGUGAUACAGGAUAUCACGAUCGAUCAAUUUGAUAAUGUGGUUGCAAAUAUCACCGCCAACAGGUACUUAGGGUUUAAUGAAGCAGAAUUACCUCCUGAGGGAAAUGCUCACAAUAAGGCAUUGCAUAUUUCAGUCAUGUAUACAAACUCCCUGUUAUCUCGAGUUUUUGUUGAUAUUGGUUCCUCUCUUAAUGUGAUGUCAAAAGCUACAUUGAGUCAGUUACAGUUUAAGGGGCCCGAGAUGAGGAUUAUUGUUUUGAUUGUUAGAGAUUUUGAUGGCUCUAGAAGGCAGGUUAUUGGUGAAGUACAUCUACCCAUUUGUUUGGGACCUCACCAAUUCACUAUCACCUUCCAAGUCAUGGACAUCAAUCCGGCCUACAGUUGUUUGUUGGGUAGACCUUGGAUUCAUGCUAUUGGGGCAGUCACUUCUACACUGCACCAAAGGUUGAAAUUCCUGAUCGAUAACAAGUUGGUUAUAAUAUGUGGUGAAGAAGACCUAUUGGUUAGUAAGCUUUCUUUGUUCAGAUAUGUCGAGACAAAUGAAAGGGUCGUUGAAAUUCCACUCCACCGUUUAGAAUUUGAAGAAGUCAGUUCAACUAUUUCUAAUCAUGAUCAGUCAUCUACCACCAUUCUAUCUUCAGUCAGAAGCGCCAAGCAAACUCUGGAGAAAGGUUCAUUAGCCAGUUGGGGUCAAGUCGUCAAUAUGGCAGAAAAGUACGACAAAUCUGGUAGUGGAUUUCGUCCCUUAGCUUGCAAAGCAAGUCCUAGGAUGCAAAAGUUCAAUCCUGUCAAAUUCAGCAGUGCAGGUUUCCAAGGCAAUCACACCAUGGCAGUCAUUGGAGAAUCUAGUGGCAACAAACAGAAGACUCCCAAUCUUGCACGCAGAUGUCCUCCGGGAUUCAAGCUCACAAGUUGGAUAGCUUCUGUGAUUCCUAUAGUGUAUUCGGAGAAAACCCAAUGCAUUUUGUUUUCUUAA
Molecule: messenger RNA, 1584 nt
Organism: Lathyrus oleraceus (garden pea)
Lineage: Eukaryota; Viridiplantae; Streptophyta; Magnoliopsida; Fabales; Fabaceae
Exons: 1
Coding region: 1-1584 (527 amino acids)
Source: RefSeq, a predicted model, not a curated record